AUGACCACCUACACUGACUAUGCCUUCAGUGCUGCUGAGGCGCAGACGGUGACGGCGCUCGACGGCAGCCAGGUGCAACUGAGCUGCGACAUAAGCGCUCCGGGGGUCGGUGACUUCCCGGUGCGCAUCCGCUGGUUCAAGGACUCCAGCCCCAACCCCGUGUAUAGCGUAGAUGUCAAUCCAAGGACGGGGAGCCUGUCGCAGAUCCGUCAGAGUGCGCAGCGUAGCAGCUUGCAGGGUCGUGCGUACUUUUCGGUCAUCCAGACACCCGCCGUGCUCAGCAUAGACCGUCUGCGGCACGCCGACAACGGCUCCUAUGUGUGCGCGGUGGACUUCAAGAAAGACUGGACACGGAAACUCACGGCGCAUCUCAUCGUCAUCGUACCUCCCAAGCGUCCUGUCAUAAUGGACGAAAAUGGCACGAAGAUCGACAACAUCACCAGGCCGUACCUAGAGGGCGAAGACCUCACUCUGACCUGUGACGUCUACGAUGGCCAGCCAGAGCCCGUGGUGACAUGGUGGCGUGGCUCGGAGCUCCUGCAGCAAGCGCUGAGCCGCAAUUCGGGGGGCCAUCCACGCGCCACGCUGUUCCGCCUGCGGCUCACGCGCGCCGACUACCAGGCACGGCUGACCUGUCGCGCAACCAACAGCAACAUUACGCUGCCCGUGGCCACAACCAUCGUCGUCAACAUGCACUUGAAGCCAGUCUCGGUUGAGAUCAAAGGACCCCGUGGACCGCUGUCAGCGGAGCUGUCGGCACAGGUCAUCUGUCAGGUGAACGGAUCGCGGCCAGAGGCCCUGGUGCGCUGGUUUCUGGGACCGUACCAGCUGAACGACACCGAGACGCACGUCAUCUCGCCUAACACCACGCUGGGAGUGCUGAACUUUGUGCCGGGAGACCGCGACCACGCUGCGCGGCUGCGCUGUCUCGCCUCCAACUCGGCGAUAGGUGGAGCGCAGGGCAGCGCAUCCGCACCGCUGGAGGACUCCUGGAUACUGGACGUCCACUACAAGCCGGUGGUGCAGCUGCGGCUGGGAAGCGGCCUCAGUCCGUCCAACAUCCACGAGGGCAUCGACAUCUACUUCGAGUGCAGUGUGCGCUCCAACCCACCGGUGAGCGAGGUCUCGUGGACCUUCGAUGGUCGGGACCUGAACACGGAUGGCGCCCGAGGCAUUAUCGUCAGCAACCAGUCACUCGCGCUGCGCUCUGUAAACCGUACCAACAGUGGGUUCUACGCCUGCCACGCUGCCAACUCGGAAGGUGAAGCCGAGAGCAACCGUCUACGGCUCAGGGUUCUGCAUUCACCAGUGUGCCAGUCGGGCCACCGGCAGCAUUCGCAUUCGGUGGCGAAGCACGAGACGGUUGAGGUGGAAUGUGAUGUGGAGGCGGACCCAAGCAACGUCACUUUCUCGUGGACCUUCCACCAGGCGCAUCGCACCGCUGCGCUGUCACCGAACUCCAGCUUCUCGACACCACCGGGGGCACCGCUGCGCUCGGUGCUGCGCUACACGCCGCGUUCGGACACCGACUACGGCACGCUCUACUGUCGCGCACGCAAUGCCGUCGGCGACAGCCUCGAGCCUUGCAUCUUCCAGAUACACCCCGUCGGUCCGCCAGUGACGCCUUUCAACUGCAGCGUAGAGGAAGUGACGUCAGAAGGCGUACACGUGGUGUGCCAGCGCAGCGGGGCAGGACAGCAGCAGACGUUUUUGUUAGAGCUGCAGGAUGGCCAGAGCACACCCAUCGUGACAAACUUCACCUCCGGCCAGCCCAGUUUCCGCGUCCACUCACUUAGGCCAGCCACGCGCUACCAGAUGGCGCUGUACGGCAUCAACGCCAACGGCCGCAGCGAGCCCGUCCAUUUGACCGUGUUCACGCUGCCUGUGGGCAGGGGACUGGUCAGCAAAGCAGACACAGAGUGGUCCCUAGGGUCUACCACGCUGUGGGCAGCCGCGCUAAGCGCCGUCGCCGCCUUCCUCAUCGUAUUCAUCGCACUUACGCUUGGCAAGUUCAGGCGGAAGAUCCUCUUCAACCGAGCUCAAAACGUUUGGAACAGGAAUGAAAGAGAGUGCAACCAUGUCCCCCACGAUCUGGUCGAAGGAAAUUUGGACUUGGGGACGGAACUCAUGGCAUUCGACCCGCCGGCAAUGAUCACGUUCAAGGAUCCCCUCUCAAUGAAGCCAGCACUGAACGGCAGCAAUGGUACAAUCCUGGGUCUGUCGUCACAGCCGAAAGGACGAGUGCCGUCGCCGUCCUAAGCAGCUGGACCGUCGACUGUGGCGCCAACUGGCCCCGCUUCAUUCAUCGCCGCCACGUGGUGGCAGUGACGCAUUGUGAAAGCAUGACUUUCGUUAUCCGCCUGACCGGCACGACCCUGUCGCCGUCGUCUGAAAAAGACAUGCGCAGAAACGAUAAAUUGUGUUCUACCCUUCAGUCGUCGUCCUCAACGCACCUAGAAUGCUCAACGGGGAGGAAAAUAGUGGGUCGUGACAUCGACGAAGAAGCUACGAGACUCAUAGACAAGACUCGAAGAAGUGGAUAACACUUACCAUUGCCUAACCAAUGCCGAUAGCAGUACGGACAUGUAUUUUCCAGUGACUUCUUUGCUGCAUGCUUCGCAGCGCAGGUUAUCAAGUUUCUUUUCCAUAACAUUUUUUUUUCUCGUGAAAUGCGCUUGCUUUGUAAAAGAGAGUAUAGUGCGAACAUCAAGGUGCGGCAAAGAAAGAUGGAGAUCGUUAGCGUACGUCAAAGGGUCUAGGUAUACAUAAGAAUUGUGGAACGAGGUUAUUUGGUCGAUCAUCUUUUUGACUCACGCCGUCGUCAGAUGGCAGGGCCACUCAAAACCAUUGCUUCGGUCUACGUACUAACGAUAGCGCCAUGUGCCAGCACUACGAUGAGCCGCGCCGUCGCGCAAGUGUUUCCGGCCAGCUGAUCUGUUAGCGAACAUUUCUGCUUCACUUAUAGCUCAACCUUAGCUCCAACAAUACCCAUGUACAAUCAGCCCAGGCGUUUGUAUAUUUGGCAUAUUUUGUUCACUUCCUUUGGUAUUUCUACGGCUCCUUAAGCGCAAGGUGUUCCCUGAAAACAGCGUCGCCAACCCUUUGCUAGCAGCUUCUUUGAGCAUAAUGAUUCUUAUUGAACUCAUUUGCAUUUCUCUUAGCGUCUCAAUCUACAGCAUUAUUUAUGCUAUUCAGUGAUUUGAAAGUGUUCAGUUAUUUUGCCUAUUGUCGGAAAUACUAUGGUGUUGGGGAAAGAAAUGUACUCCCUCAGAAAAAGAAAUACCGAGGUAUUCUUGUUCAUCUAUUAGGCUGUUUCAGCAAAUGAGAAAUAGGUGGCUAUGGAGCAUUUGCGCACGUCUUAAAUGAAAUACAAAAAAAGAACUGAAGACUAUUCAACUUUACUAGACUGACUUACUUUACGAAAGCACAAUGCAUAGCGAUUAUCGACAGACUGUCCCUAGUUGGGUCCUGCUGUGUUUUGGCUAAAUGAAGUGCUACAUGAAGGGCGAAAUCAACACAUGGACGCUUGGCUUCAUGAAGGCUCAAAUGAAAGGUGUGGCCUUCACUGAUAAUCAAAUUAACGUGCUAAGUUUGUGGCCCCACUAGUGAAUACGACAAAAAGCAUGGAAAGCUAGAGAUGUUCAUCUGGUCAAAUGAAAUAAACCAUGCCAUAGCGUGUUGCGCAUGCACAUUGCCUGCUCUAAAUUGCAGGAUCGUAAGUACAACAGGGUCAAGCUUUACGUUAUAGCAAGCCGUACGUUAGUCGUGGCUCUCAGGAGACAUGGGGUCCCUUGUUCGCCGUCAGCAAUUAUUAAACUAAAAAGGAAAGAGUUGCUAUGGGCCUUGAAGGAACAUAGACGUAGAUUUCAGUCAGCGUGUUAAGAUGCCGCAGGAGUUCUCUCACCAGUGUUACCUCGCGUGAUUCCGCGGAGGUUUGCUUCUGCUGCACAACACUUCGUACGAUUCAUCGUCAUGGACUCAUGGAUAUCUCUGUUGUAACCCCCUUUACAAAGAAGUGAUAUACAUGUCCACAAAAGAAAACGUCUGGUCUGCCCCACAAAGGGAAAAAGAAACCCAUUUUCGUCGCUUGUGCACUAACCUUCGGAGCAUCUGACACCACCUUUCCUCACCCGCUAUUCAAAUUUUGUCACUUGCGUCGCGCUCCUCUUCAAGCCGUCAUCGCCGGAGCCAGCCUACCCUCGUGCUUCAACACAACUGAAAAGGCGUCCAGUGAAGCUCUCUCCAGACCCGGUGUUCUUUGAAGGGCAACAUUUUGGAAGAGCAGUAUGCGCUCGUGCUGUGCCAGGUAUUGCCUGGAAACAUGGCCAGUGGCCAUGAAACAAGCUGUGUGCACGUCUUGUACAUAACAUGAAGUGAGCGUCGCGGCUGGCAAAGACGGCAUGUGCGUGCCUGGGUGUGUGUUUGUGUACCGGCGUCCAUCUGUGUGAGUGUCCCUCUUGUGAGCGUGAGCGAGUGUUUCCUGUCUGUGGGACCAAACCUGAAGGAGAGAUUUACUGCCGUUGCCACGCGCGCUGAAGGUUUCGUCGCUCAAUAUGGCGACGUGAUUGUUUUACAAUAAACUGAUCAUUCUGCUGCUCUCUCA
Dermacentor albipictus is the source of this 4603-nucleotide messenger RNA. Its product is annotated as synaptogenesis protein syg-2-like. The record is from RefSeq and is a predicted model, not a curated record. Gene Ontology annotation, molecular function: protein binding. NCBI's taxonomy places the organism in Eukaryota, Metazoa, Arthropoda, Arachnida, Ixodida, Ixodidae.